AUGGAGAGAAAUGGCGGGAAGCAGCAGCAGCAGCAGCCGGAGACGGCGGCGCCGGCGCCGGCGCCGAGGAAGGGCGCGUGGCGGGACGGCGCCGUCACCUACUUCCACCUCCUCUUCUACAUCGCCAUCUCCGGCGGCCAGAUCUUCUUCAACAAGUGGGUGCUAUCCUCAAAAGAGAUCAACUUCCCCUAUCCAGUGGCACUAACUUUGCUACAUAUGCUCUUCUCAUCUGUAGUAUGCUUUGCUGCUACAAAGAUUUUCAAGGUCAUAAAGAUUGAUGAAGGAAUGACUACAGAUGUAUACGUGAGUUCAGUCAUUCCAAUUGGAGCAAUGUUUGCAAUGACACUUUGGCUAGGGAACAGUGCAUACCUCUACAUAUCUGUUGCAUUUGCACAGAUGUUGAAGGCAAUAAUGCCUGUAGCCGUGUUUCUCCUUGGAACAGCAUUUGGCCUUGAAGAAAUGAACUGUAAAAUGCUUGCUAUCAUGUCUAUCAUCAGCGUGGGAGUUAUUGUGGCCUCUGUUGGUGAAAUUACAAUCAGCUGGGUUGGAGUGGUGUAUCAGAUGGGUGGAGUUGUAGCGGAAGCCCUUAGACUUAUCUUUAUCGAGAUAUUUUUGAAGAAGAAGGGUGUUAGACUGAACUUGAUAUCCAUGAUGUACUAUGUUAGCCCUUGCAGUGCCUUUUGCCUGUUCAUUCCCUGGUUGUUCUUAGAGAAGCCAAAGAUGGAUGCAAGUAUUUCAUGGAACUUCCCACCAAUUACAUUGUUCUUAAACUGCAUGUGCACAUUCGUACUUAAUCUGUCAGUUUUCCUUGUCAUCUCCCGGACAAGUGCACUGACAGCUCGUGUUACUGGAGUUGUGAGAGAUUGGAGUGUGGUGCUGCUGUCAGCUGCUAUUUUUGCUGAUACAAAGCUUACCUUCAUAAACAUAGUUGGCUAUGCCAUAGCCAUAGUAGGUGUUGUUGCAUAUAACAAUCAUAAGCUUAAACCCCAAGCGAACCAGCAGCAGGGCGCUGACAGCAAAGUCAGCCCAGGAAGCCCUCGACAUGUUGAGAUACCAUUGAACUCUACAAAAGAAUCUUCAUAA
Molecule: messenger RNA, 1083 nt
Organism: Triticum turgidum subsp. durum (durum wheat)
Lineage: Eukaryota; Viridiplantae; Streptophyta; Magnoliopsida; Poales; Poaceae
Source: the annotation of a GenBank genome assembly